Messenger RNA from Leptopilina boulardi, 2627 nucleotides. RefSeq names its product WW domain-containing adapter protein with coiled-coil homolog (gene wcy). The coding region runs from base 167 to 2008 and encodes 613 amino acids. The record is from RefSeq and is a predicted model, not a curated record. The transcript has 12 exons. Gene Ontology annotation, biological process: regulation of autophagy; positive regulation of TORC1 signaling. Gene Ontology annotation, cellular component: nucleus. Gene Ontology annotation, molecular function: RNA polymerase II complex binding; chromatin binding. NCBI's taxonomy places the organism in Eukaryota, Metazoa, Arthropoda, Insecta, Hymenoptera, Figitidae.
CACGGCUUCGUUGCGGCCGGGACAGAGAACGAAUCACGUAUGUGACAUGGCGUCCGGGUAGAAAGAAAGUUGACUGUUAAUAUAAACGUUAAUGUUGUUUUUAUGACAUUGACCGAACAAAAAGGGAACCUCCGAGGCCGCGAAUUUUCCCUAGACACCGGCAUUGAUGGUAAUGCAUGCGAGGAAACCACAAAGGAUAAGUGAUGGGUACUUCGAUAAGCACCAGGCCCAUCCCUAUCAGAACACGAAAUACAGUAGUUCAAAGGGUGGCUACUCCUCGUCGACUACGUCGGAUAGUCGUUACGAGGGGCGAAUGCGAGAUUCCCCGAAUGGUAACUCGUACAGUCCAGCCGGAGGUUUGGGAAUGGGCAUGGGAGCAGAUCGUGACAGCCCCCGUAAUUAUCCCAGUAAACCUCUAUACAAGAAGGAGAGAGAAAACAGAGACUAUAAGUUAUCCUCCUCUAGGGACAAGUAUUCCGAUUGUGCACGAUCUCCAAAAGAUAAGAGGAGCCGCGAAAGCAGGGAUUCGGAACACAGGACCAAUCAUGAUAGGAGCAGCGGAGAGAUUUUGCAUCCUAUAAAAAUAUCUUCAAACUCAUCUAGAGAUUCGUCUUCACAACGGAAGCCAACGCAUAAUUCGUGUCAGGACAAACGCGGCGAUGAACGGGGAACUAUGGAACGUACGGCCAGGUUUGGCGACUGGUCGGAGCAUAUGAGUUCAUCAGGAAAGAAGUAUUAUUACAAUUGCAAAACUGAAGUUUCACAAUGGGAAAAGCCAAGGGAAUGGAUUGUACGAACAGACAGUCGUCAACGUCAAUCCAAUGAUUACUCCAGUAGGUCAAGUCAUGAUAAACAUUCCAACUCGCGAUCAAACAGCAGUGCCAGUAGUGCGCGAGAUGGUAAAUCAUCACGGCAAACUGACAAACGUGAAUAUUGGGUCUCAUGUAGCAGUAGCAGUGGGAAUAGUAGUCGAGAGGAUGUCUCGUCACGUGAACGUGAACGCGAAAGAGAAAAAGAACGUGAACGUGAACGUGAAAAAGAACGUGAUUCAUGUAGAGAGGAUUUGGGUGUUGAACGUCAAACACAGGACAUGGAUAUUUCACCAGGUGAUUCUACACCCACAUCAGAACCAUUGACAUCAAAUGUUCAUGAUCAAAUUCCCCAAGGGCCGGUAUUGUUAGCUACAGCGUUACCUCGAUUAACGUCACAUCCAUCAACGAUACCACAAGCACCUGGAAAAUUAGCUUCUCCAACGCAACAACAUGGUAAUAGUAAUGCCCCAGGUCCACCGGUGUCACUUGCAAAUUUACCUCGACUUCUGUCACAAAUUACUGGCAGCAAAGAACAACCUGACAUCACACCGCAAAAAGCACUUCAAACUCUUCAAACUGCAAUUAUGUUAUCCAGACAGAAUUUUAAUAUUAAUUUACAGCAAUCGGGAAGUGGAGAACGACCCAAUAUGUCUAAUGAUGUGAUGGCACCUUUAAAAGUUGAUACCAGUGGUAAUGUGACUAGCGAAGGACCACCAACUCCUACACAUUCAGAAACUCAGGACUGUGUUGACGUUCGAAAAAUAGCGAGUCCAGGAGCUACAAAUUCAAGUGUUCAAGGUCUCAGUUCGUUACAAGGAUUAAGUACAUUAGGUUCACUAGGAAGUUUAGGUAAUGGAGGUGGCUUACAAGCAUUAUCUAGAGUUCAACCACCUCUAACGCCUUCCCUCACGCCUUCACUCGCAAAUCAUUAUCGAGAAGAUUUAACUCAACAUGUACGUGCUUUUCCCGCGGACAUUCUAGAAAAACAGGCGCAAAAGCUUAGUGAAGAAGCACAUACAAUGGGCAGUUUACAAUGCACACGUGUAUCAGCAGAAUUAAAAACUGCGCGAUCAUUAGUCAGGCUGACAGAAAUUCAAGCGACGUUGCAGGAACAGAGGAUAUUGUUUCUCCGUCAACAAAUUCGGACGCUAGAGGAGCUGAAAUCCCAAAAUUCCUUCAUGUCUGAUGAUUCUUAGUGUAAGGGACUUUAUAAAAUAAUUAUUACAACCUAUAAUUAAUUCAUGAAAAAAAAAAAAAAAAAUAAUAAUAAUAAAAACAUACUUAUUAAUAUUCUCAUUAAUAUUGAAUAAUUAAGAUUGUACCUAAAUUAUAAUAUCAUUGAUAGAAGUGAUAUAAAUAGUGAAAAAAAAAAAAAAAAUGAAAAAAAUAAAAAAAAAAAAAUGAAAAAAAUGACUGGGCUACCCGGAGAGGACUCUCGAGGGCUGUAAUCGACGUGACAGCCAAGUAAGUCUUAUAUAAUAAUAAUUAUAAUAAUAUUAAUUAGUUAAUGCGUACCUCUCCGGGAUUGUGCGGCCUAUCCAAGAUACAUUCAGUCACGACACAAAAAAAAAAAAAAUGAACACGUAAAUAGAAAAAACAAGCCAAUUUAACUUCGAAUUGUACCAAAUUGUAUAUCUGAUCUUGUCCACGUCGUCUUGUAUUACCUAUGUUAUAUACGUGUCAAUGUUUCAUAUCUCCCAUGAUUAAGUGGCAUUUUAAACUAGUUCAAUGAUAAAAUUGGUUUCCAUUUUUUUUGUUUUUUUUUUCCUUUUUUUUGUAAUUGUAAAUCUCAGAAUAAAUUUAUCGUGCCACAAG